Molecule: messenger RNA, 1320 nt
Organism: Morone saxatilis (striped sea-bass)
Lineage: Eukaryota; Metazoa; Chordata; Actinopteri; Moronidae
Product: fetuin-B-like
Exons: 9
Coding region: 1-1176 (391 amino acids)
Biological process (GO): negative regulation of endopeptidase activity
Cellular component (GO): extracellular region
Molecular function (GO): cysteine-type endopeptidase inhibitor activity
Source: RefSeq, a predicted model, not a curated record
AUGACUGUGUCUUCACGUGGUGUGAUGGCUAUGUGUGGUACGAGAAAGGGUAUCAGUCCCACAGAGGACAGAUAUGAUAAGGACCUGGCAGGAGAGGAGAGAACUCAAAAGUCAGACUGGAGCCAGCGGCAUUUGGCGGUGCGCGCCUACCGAGGUCAGCAAGAUAACAGCUGUUUGCUCGACCCUCCAGGCUGCAAUAGCUCUGAGGUGGUGAGGGUGGCGGAAGAGGCCCUGGAGCAGAUCAACCAGGACCGGACACACGGAUAUAUCCUGAGCCUGAACAGACUGUACGACCUCUCUCACACUCCUGAGAAGGAGAAAGGUGGGUCACUCUAUAAAUUGACCAUUGAUGUCAUGGAGACCAAAUGCCACAUCAACAGCAGGAAACCAUGGAAACAAUGUGAAGUCAGAGAUAUUGCUGAUGUUCCAGUGUAUGGAGAAUGUGAGAUAUCUGCCUACGUCGACUCUCAAGUCAAACUUCAACACUACUCCUGUGCAAUUCGUGAAGUUCCCGCCACUGCAGUGGUGGACGUGUGUCCGGACUGUCCCACAGCUGACAACCUGAAUGAGCCCGUCGUCAAGGAGACCGCCAAUCUCUCUCUGCAGAGGUUCAACGAAGAGAGCCACCUGACCAACUACUUUACUCUGGAGAACAUCACAAAAGCCAGUUCACAGUGGGUAGUUGGUCCAUCCUACUUUGUGGAGUUCACCAUUGUGGAGACGGUGUGUUCAAAGAAAACAGAUGCCAGUGAACUGAGUGACUGCCGACCUAUGGACUGUCAAUUUGCUCAUAAAGGCUUCUGUUUGGGCUCACACGUAGCCAAUGAGGACGAGUUUGAAAUCAGACUACCUGUUGGAAAGAAGAACAGCUCAUUUCGGAAGCCUGUAGAGGUGAAGUGUGAGAUCUACGAACCUCAGGCUGCCGCUGUGGAGGAGCAGGCCCAUGCGAAGGCCGACAGCGGGCACACUGAGCAUCAGCACGACAACCACACACACCUGCACCCCCAUGAGCACAUGCACUCAGUCACACCCAGCUCAGACCUCACUGUCUCCAAGCCACGGGGCUCCCUCGGGACUGUGGUGAAUAAGCCUGCUCCUCUAAGGUCUUCCCCAGCAGCCAGCUCCUGCCCCGGCCCGCACAGACACAAUCUGGGUUUGGGAAAACUCCGGCUCUGAUUGGCUGGGCCAGGAGAGUUGAUCAGUUACUCAAGCUACAUUUUACUGCAUGUUGUAAUUAGUUAAGAAAGACAAGAAAUUGUAACUUAAAGUAAAAUAUGGGAAGAAAAUAAGGUAUACCAACAAUAAUCAUUGUAAAUAAUC